UUAUAGAAAUCCACAAUUUCAUACCCACAAGCUUUCCCAUUUCCAUAUAUGAUUACGACAUAAUUUCCACCUCCACCGUCCACACGUUCUAUAGGCGAUUCUCCAACCGUCCGAUCCUUUGACCAUCUCGCCGGAGUCAAUCCUUAAUCGCCGUCGUUGCUGUAUCGGGAAGAAGCAUUUCAGUUGACACAGUAGGGUGGAAGGUUGGGUGGCUUUCUUGAACAGUUUGAAAGACAUUGUUGCAAGGGAAAAGAAGUUGAGGUAGAGUAACUUUUCAGUCAAGAAUCUAAGAUUUAAGAAUUCUGAUGCAAAUCUUAAGGGUUUCACAGUUGUUAAAUCUUCAAUAUUGCUUUUAAAUUGCUAUUUUAUUGUUCUGACCAAAUGAUAUGUUCGGUUUUCUCUGGAAAGUAUUGCAGGUUCUCAGGUGACCACUCAGUGGCCAAAUUUAUAACGUGUUGUAUUGCACUAUUGCCUGUCACUGACAUUGACUUCAAAUUCUAGUCAUAAUAUGGAGUUCCUCAAAUUUUAGUUUUGCUCUACUUUAGCAGGGGAAGCAUGUCUAAACUUGUGCCUGGGAGGGAAGAUGUUUGCUAAAUAUAAACAUAUAAAUCUUUACAGAAUAAUACCAUUUGCAUUUGAGGAGUAACCUGAAUAUUCCUUUUGCAGCUUAUAGGAUCUAGAUCCUUUAUGAUUAAAAAACUUAAGAUGCUAGUGCUUGUUGGUUUCAUGGGUUUACCCCUUAAAAGGAAGUACAAUUACAUGUGGAAACAUAUCUGCUCAUGAAUUACCUGAAUUUUCCCACCCUUAUUGAGCACUAUCCUUAAUGUUCACUGUAUAGCUCUUGUUAAAGCCAUUCUGCUUUAUAUGGUAGCUGAGACCAAUUGCGAUUCAGGUCUGUCAACAUUUUCAUCACAUAUAUGAGUAAUUUUUUAGACAUAUAAACAUCAGUGGCUUCGAGUGCUGCUUAUAAUAUCUAUUGGUACAAAGUACAAACUGUUGAUUAAUUAGUGGCUUAGUGCUUAGAGGGCUUCCUCAGCUCUCUAUCUCCUUCCUUUAUUUUCCUCUCUUUCUUGUGCUUCCUUAAUCGACUUUUCCUACUCUCUUCAGUGCAUACCACCUUUUCUUUGGGGUGGGUUUUACCUUUUAAAGGCAAAUUAAAAUAGGCAAUCUAUGAGUUGGAAAUUUCAUAAUGUUCUUUACUUUCUUAUUCUGGCAGCAAGCCAGCAACCUAUGAGAGCCUCAAUGGGUAGCUAGCAGCCUAUUCUCUUCCGGUUAAUUUAAAUUUAUAAAUGGUAUUGCAUUGCAGGCACCUUUUUUGUUACCCUGAGCAACAGAGCAAGGAUUUUCAUUUUGGACUAAAUUCCAAUCAAGAUCCAUUAUGAACUACUACAGUUUUGUGAUAAAAGUAACCUUUGUCCUGGUCCAUGGGUGACUAGUUACAGGGAGGAAAUUUAAGGAACCCUAGAGAUAUAGCUGUUCUGUUUACCGGAUACCUGUAGGAAAAUUUUGGAAUUCAUGAAGAGUAUUGAAGACUAUGUUCCAUCAAAAGAGAAUUCUAUGAUAUCUUCAAGCAAACAUUUCAUUUUUAUAAUCAGGGAUCUAGAAAUAUAUCCUUUGUGGUGGUACUGUUGGCAAGUCUUUUGCAUCUAUUUAGGUGCACAUUUAGAACAGAACACAGAGAUAAGAAUCAAUGAUUAUGAUCAUUGUAUUGCUAGAUAGUUGGCCCCGCCAAUGAUUAAUUAUGCUACUCUCUCCCAUUGUAGCACAUUGGGCAUCCUUUCAGGGAAUCCCUGAGUUUAAUGAAUGCAUAGGCAAGAUGUGGGUCGUAUAUUUCUGGAGUUGCUUUGUCAUCCUCUUUACUUUGGUAGUGGAUUUCUAAGGAUUUGAGGUGGAAUGCCUUUUUGCUAAGUUCCAACAAGGCAUCUCUCAUUCUUCUUGAUGCUUGAGCAUGGAAUGUGCCCUUUUUGGUGUAUUAUAUCAAACUUAGCUGUCCCAAGUGAUACUCCUCCGUUUCAGAUUCAUCCUGAAUCCUGUGAAUAUCCUGGAUGGUGUGAGCUCCUGACUGAAAGAUGUUUGUAACUGAUUGCCGCAAUGAUUAAUUGCCUGAAUGCUGGCUUAAAAUAUUGGAAGUCCUGAAAAUAAUGAGUGAAGUCUGGGUUUACUUUUUACUUGGCUAUGCUAUGAACAGCAGAAAAUUGAUAAUCAUAUUGCUUUUCAUUUAUUGAGUUGGAGGGCUUGCAGUUAAAAGUUGCUUUUAGGCCCUGGGCUAUGGGAAGAAGUGGCAAAGAGAAUUUCAAGCAGGACCUAGAUUAUAGUUCUUAAUAUAUUUGUGGCAUACUCCAGUUUUGCUAUCAGAAGCAUCAGUUUGCCUCAGUGUUUUCACCAUUGUUCCUAAGGACUUCAGAUUGCGCCUGGAAUUGUUUCCCCAGGACUGUACAUAAAAUGCUUAUUCAUUUUAGACAAUUACUUCAUGGAAGAAUGACCAUACUUUUACCGUUAUGAGGGCCCCUUUUGCAAGAUUUUUAUUGGGAUUUUGUGGCUCUGGUUAUCCUUCUACCAUUUGUUAUGUACAAUAUAAUACAUUUGUAUUGACACAUCUUUGUUACCAAAAGAGGACUUGUUAACUAUCUUGUGCUAAAUCCAUAUUGUAUUCAUUAAGGUCUCUGAUUUACUCUAAACUUCUAAAUUCUAAUGUAAAGAUGUCCUUGCUUAUUGUGUCACAGAAUGCCUUGUACUUGUAAAACACUAUUCUGUCCCUUCUAUGGAUCUAUGUUGGUAUAAGAAUUAUGGUACCUCUUUGGCUUACUAUCUGGUCUGCUGAAUCAGUUCUCAUUGAUCUCACUGUUUUUAGUCAGAUGUGGUAACUCAUGAGAUAGUUAUUCAAGAAACUUUCGUUCAAUUAGUUUGUCUGCUUUAGGAAACUCCCUGUCAAUAAAGUAACAAUUUGUUCAUGUUUAGAUCAAUUUUCACCAUCAUUUUUUGUUUGGAAUUGGAGUUGAACAAGAUUCCCACAAUAUAAAUGCAUAUUGCAAUUCAUAUUAAUUUAAAUUGUUCGGUGUGAUUUUAGCUGUUUAAUUACUUCAUGUUAAAUCUAUAAUUUUUAGAUGUUAUACAUUGCACACAGACUUAAUGAAAGAAAAGUUAAAAGUUAGCCUGCACUGGGAGAUGGUGAAUAGCAAGGCUUUAGAUCAACAUCAAUCGCCUAACUUCCUUCCUGCAACUCUGUGUCUUGUGUUCUAAAUAUCCAGGAUUCUAGCAAGAUCUCUAUAUUUUGGAACUUAUUUUUAAUAUACCAUUGACAAAUAUUUACUAUGUGAUUGCCAUGAAUUUCUUUCAUUUUGUUCCUGCAAGUUAUAGAGAAUGAUUAUGUACAUUAUCCUCAGACUUUGAGUUGGUCAGCAACACUUGUUGGAGAUUUCUGGCUUAUAUUUUCUCCCCUUUUAUAGUCUUCUUUCAGAAUCUCGUUUACCCCUCCAUGCAGUUUCAGCCAAAUAAAAGUAAUUAGAUCAGCAGUUGACCUGGGGUAGUAGCACUGUGUUUUUCCCUUGAAAGAAGUUAAUUUUUUUUUCUUUUUCUUCUUCUUUUUUGUGCUGUAGUGAUCCAGCGGUAAGACACUGAAUUUUUUUUUUCCCAGUAUUUGAAGAUUAUAUAUGAGCUUAGGCAGUAUUUUCAAUUUUUUUGUGUCUUAAGUUAGUGUCAAUGUGUCUUUUAGCCUCAUUUUAUGAAUAACUACAAGAUUGCUUCACCCGUCAGUAUUUUCUUCUCAUUCUCUUCUCUCUAUUGAGUAGGACACAUGAAGGUAUCUUUUCAAGACUACGUGUAGCAUUAACUUGUCCUACAUCCCAUAUAUUAUUGGUUGUUCAUUUAACAUUUGGAUCUGUUGCUGGUUUGAAACAUUUACCAAUUGCAAGGGAGUUUUGGAAUUUCAAGUGGUGCAAUGUUAAUUGAUGUGCAGAUCUGCAUAAAGUCUGUUGAUGAAUUUUAAUGUUUGAAUUAUCUGCAGCUUGUCAUUUCCUUGAUUUUUGGUGUGUGAACCUUAGGUUAGAGAAGUGUAGGAACCUUUGCAUUCUCUCAGUCAAUAUUUUCCUCUAUAUGGCUCUUGGUGACAUGUAGUGGUGCUAGCCCAAUAAGUGUCUGAGUGUCUACUUGUCCAACUAGCCUUUCUAUUUAUUAUUUUGUUAUUAUUAUUAAGUUCAAUUCUAUUUUCUGCAAUCAGAUUUAUAUUUUCUAAUUUCUAUUCACUCCUUUGUUUGAUAUAUAUCUUUCUCUUCACCUUCAGUUAUUUUGAUUGCACACUAUUUAAACUAGAGGAUUCUACCAUACCAAUGGCAAAUUUCUUUUAAUUUCUCUUCAGCAUAAACCUUUUCAGUCACUUUUUUUUUUUUUUUAAUGUUUUAUGUGCUCUUGCCUCUUAGGCAUGAAUUCCCUUCGUCAUCUUGGCAUUGGUGAAACCUCUUCUAGCCUUUUAUUUUCAAAUUUUCUUUGUUAUUGAAUGAAUAAACAUGAGUAUUGAGAUUGUAUGUUACAAAAUUCACAUGUAUUAAAUGUGUUUUUUUUUUUUUUUUUUUUUAUUAUCUGUAACUGCUGAAGGAAAUCAGGCAAUCUGACAUUGUAGGCUUCAUUUGGUACAUUUUUUUAUGUUACUUUGUGGAGUUUCAAAUAAAACAUGCUUUUUGCAUUUCUGCUAGUUUAAGAAUCCUGUGUUGUCUUUCAAUUGCAACUUGAUUAAUUAUCUACUGUUUGUUGGGGGUUGGUACUGUUUCUCAUUAUUGAGAGUCUGGCACCCUUACAUGUUCAUGGAAAGGAUAAUCCUUUUUUUAUUCAACAGAUUAAAUUUUCCAAUCUCAUGCAUGUGUAAAUUGUAUGAUUUAUCUGACCUGAAAGUUCUUUUGGUGUAUUCUUCAUUAAUUUGUGGAGAAUGCUCUUUCAUUCCUCUUUUAAGAACUUUUGGUGGGACCCCAUGGAGCCAAGGUUCUUUGGUUGCUAAUUGGAGAUAAGCUUCUGUAGAAUAUCCUGUGAUUUUGUUAAUUGGAUAUGUUAUUGAAUGUGGGUUGCACCACUCAGCUUACCUAGUUACCUGCUAGGUAGAGCUAUCAUCUAAGUCCUACUCAUGAUUUUGAAUGCUUGCCUCCUGUUUGAAUGGUCACAAGUCAUGAUGAUCUUGAAGUCUAAAUGGGUUGCUUGUUUCUAUAGUAUAUCACAAAUUUAUCUUCAAUGCCAGAAAGUCUCUAUGAAAGCCAACUAUAACCAGAAAGCUAUAGUCUUUAUGUAUGUAGAGCAGGUUAAGUUAAUCAGUUUGGAAAUUUGACUCUGAUUGCAGGGGGGGUGGUCCGGGAGGAUGUAGAUUUCCUUUCAUCCUAGCUGUUUGUUAACUUGCUUCUUGUAGGAAGCAAUGGAGCAUAGACAACCUACAAAUUCAUUCAGUUCAUUUGGAAAUGGCCAGAGUCAUAAUCAAAAUUAUAUUUCAGAGCAACCUUUUACUGCCACAGGAAGAAUUGCUGCUUUAGGUGGCUCUUUUGUCCAUCCUGGACCUGGAGAUGUCCUGGCAAGCAGUGAAGACCAACACUGGAAUUCCAGAGGCAGAGUACAUCAAUAUCAUUAUUCAAGUUCUAGCAUGGAAGCAGCUCAUUUUCCCCCACAGAUUUCAGGCCCUCCCUAUGUGCCUUUUCCACAAUCAUCGGUUGCUGGCAACUUAUGUAUCCCUGGGAGUAGUAAUGGCUUGCACUCUAGGCACUAUGACAGAUUAACUGAUGAAUUUGACGGUAAUCUUGCUGAUCAUCCACAAUGCAUCCAAAGUGGACGGUUCAAAAGGAAAAGAUCCUGCAUUUCUGGACACUGUGAGAGAGGCAGCAGUAGCAGAUUUUAUGAUGUUGGAAGCUCCUCCAGAUCUCCUGGGAUGUUGAGACCAAUUCCAGAAAAUGAGAACAUCCCUUCAAAUCACACAGUCUUUCCCCAUAGAAGUAGUAGCAUCUCUAUUAAUGCUGAUGAAUCAUGGAGGAAUGUAAGAAGUCGGUAUAGGUGUGACUCGGGACACGAUGCAGAUAGAAGCCAUAUGCCGAAUUACACUUCUAUUCAGUAUCAAUCUACAACCCAUCCAACAAAUUACUCAGGCAUCGGCAAUACCAGAAGUCUUACAGUUGGUUCGAGCACUGGAGAUUUGAAUUCAGUCACAUAUGGAAGGAAUUCUCAUCCAGAUUCUGGUGACUCAACUCAUGAGACAAAUCCAUCAUAUUUUGGAGGAGGUGCUGCUGACGUUAGUGCACACUAUGGUGGUGGCUUUUCAAGUGGAAAUUUUAAUUCAUCUUCACAUUAUGUUCUUCCGGGGUUUGCUCAGGAUGCAAGGGGAAGCCACACUAAUUACUCUGGAAGAAUAUUACCCCCGAAUGGUAAUAAUUUGAGCCACCCACAGCUAGGCUAUGCUGCAGCUUCCACUGAAAAUGGCAUGCAUUCUUCUGCUGAAAUGUUUUCCUUCAGACACACGAGGGCACUUGCUGUUGAAGGGCGGCACAAUCGCUCUCAGCAUGGAAGAUUUGGUGUUACUGAUGAGAGAUUCCGUUCACUUUCUAGUCUGGCGGAUGCUCAUGAUAGAAUGAGAUCUGAGCCAUACAUGUUUGAACAACAAUCCUUUUCUGAUGGUCCCCGAAGUUUGUUUGAUGAGUAUGUAGGCAUGAGGCUAGAUGUCGACAGCAUGAGUUAUGAGGAACUGCUUGCCCUAGGAGAAAGAAUAGGGAGUGUGAAUACAGGCUUAUCUGAAGAUAUGAUUUCCAAGUGCAUCAAAGCAAAAGCCUUUGGUUCAUCUAACGGCGAGGACGAAAGAUGUGUCAUUUGCCUUGAGGUUUACGAGAACAAGGAUGAAAUUGGGAGUCUGAUGAAGUGUGGACAUGAUUACCAUGUGAGUUGCAUCAGCAAGUGGUUGUCAAUGAAAAAUGCGUGCCCAAUUUGUAAAUCUGCUGCUCUUAUGGAUGACAACAAUUAGUGUUGUUCUUUGAGGAUUUGAUUUAUUCUCAUCUAUCAUGUAAAUAUUACAGUCCUAAUUUUAAUUUUUAUGUAAAUGGAUAUUUUUAUUGUGCACAAUGCACAUUACAAUCUAAAAUCCGGGAUCAUGCAUUCUAAAUAUGAUGCAUCUUUGAUGAUU
Ipomoea nil (Japanese morning glory) is the source of this 7135-nucleotide messenger RNA. RefSeq names its product probable E3 ubiquitin-protein ligase HIP1. The record is from RefSeq and is a predicted model, not a curated record. Gene Ontology annotation, molecular function: ubiquitin protein ligase activity. Lineage: Eukaryota; Viridiplantae; Streptophyta; Magnoliopsida; Solanales; Convolvulaceae. The coding region runs from base 5393 to 6976 and encodes 527 amino acids. The transcript is spliced from 8 exons.